AUGGCUUAAUUACAGCAAAUAUAUCCACGUUUAUGAGAAACGGCUAAUAACGACACGCCGCCGAGGGUUCGGUGUUUGAAUCUACCUGUCGUUAGCUCGGUGGCUAACUGCUAGCUGGGGUGACAUCACGGACCGAGCCGACCGCGGCCUGGUUCCGCUGCUAGCUCGGUGAUUGACAGCCUGUCAACUAGCAGCGAGGCUUGUUUUGCUGCGGACAACUGUCGGUUUAUGAGUCCCGAAGGUGAGCAGCCAGUCAACCAUCCAAACACGUGCAGCUUCCUGUUGCUAUGGAUGCCUGCGCUCGCAUCAGAGGAGUCCCGAUAAGGUCCAGGGCCUCCGUCCGGAAAGAGACUGUGCGUGACAGCGGAGCUCAGUCGGUGAAGAGCCUCUUUCGGAGUAAAAAGGAGCUAUGCAGCGUCGGUUUAGAGCUGCCGACCAGAGACGCCACAAGACUGACAGAGAUUCAUUUUGUGUGUCUGCCUGCUCAGUGUGAAGGAGAAGAUGCCACACAGCAGGCUCUGUCCUCUCUACCAGCCGGCCUCUCUGAGCUCCUCAGGUCGCUCCACGUUCACGCCCUCAAGAACGACGAGGUUCUGCUGCUCAAAGACUCCCGCCGGCUGACGGAGCACAAGGACGCCGGGCCUCAGUGUUGGUUGAAGGCUGUAUGUGUGCUGAGGCAUAAUCCCAACGCCGGCGUCUACCCUCAGGCCAGCGUGGCGUCUUUGGUGGGCCUGCUGGGCUGCUACAUGGCCGGAGUCCGCUACGCUCUGGAGCUCCACGCUCUUCAGAGGGCAACCGUCGAGCCCAGCCAGCCGGAGGAGGACGACACCAACCAGUCGGUGUCGUCGAUCGAGGACGACUUUGUCACGGCGCUAGAGCAUCUGGAGGAGGAGGACACCGGAGACAGUCCCUCUGCAGCUCCAUACUGCCAUUUUAAAAAGCGUGAUGUGGCAUCACAGACAGUCCCAGCCCACAAGAGAAGGAAGGAACUAUCAGGCUCCCGCGUUAUUAUCAGCUCCUCCUCGAAGAAAAGUUCAGGCAAACACAAGUCAGGUCCAGAUGUGUCAGUCACAGUGCAGAGGUCAUCAGGGGUGGAGUCUCAGUGGACUUACUGCAGUCCUGGAGCUCGUCUCCCCUCACCGCUGAUUCAUGUCAGUGAAUCAGAGGAGUCAGACUGUUCCAGCCCUAGCCCCAUCAUUUUCCUGGAUGAAGUGGGCUACCAGAAGAGCCUGCUGGCCAAACUGGACAUCCCACAGGUGCCAGGCGGGCCUAGAGAGCGAGUUGAAGACUCAGACUCUGAAGUCAGCGAGUUCUUUGACAGUUUUGACCAGUUUGAUGACCUGGAGGAGCUGAGCUCAGAGAGCUGCACUCUUACACUGCCUCUGGACGCCAUCAGUGCCCCGACUGUACACAAAAAGUCUGUCGAGUCUGGAACCAACGGGGCAGCAUCCAAAUAUGUUUCUAGAGGCUGCUCAACCAAGGGAAUGAACCCUCACCGCUUCGACCAGCCCACUCUCCCUGCCAAUGUGAAAAAACCCACUCCUCUGAAACCUGGCUCUCCUUACUCACUUCAUUCGGACGUGCCUGACUCCCCUCGACCGGUACAGACCCCCUCUGAUGAGAACGGCGGUCCACUCUUCAGUCCUGUCAGCUCCUCAGCGUUUAGUCCUUUGGUGGACUCUAACGGACCUCUAGAAUACUUCUGGAAGACAGAAGAAGAUGGUCGGGACAGCUCUGAGCUCCGUAAACCACAGGAUCUCUGCUCUCUGUAUAAGACCUACUCAGACUUUGCCAGCAGUCUGUCCAGAGAAAUUCUGGGAUCUGUCUGUGGAUAUCAGUCCGCCAUCGACAUCAGCGACAACAAGAACCUUAGCUGUGUCUGCCACAAGGAGUUUACAAACCCUUCAGGCUACCUGAUGAAGCUCUCAGACAUACAGGAGACCGUAACAGUGGCCAAGCUACAGAAGAAGUCCCAGUCUCUGAAGGACGGCAUUCAGAGGUUUGCCACCGACCUGGUGGAGAUGAGCUUGGGCAGCGCCCUGCGAGACCUUCAGAAAGGCGUGUCCACCUGUACUACCACCUUGUGUCACCUCGCUGCCAGACUGACCUCAUCAGUGUUUCAAAUGGCCUUCCAUGAGAUUGGCAUGCGGCAUGCUUAUGUGUUAAAGGAACGAGCGAUCAAUGGAUUAGCUGGCUUCCUUGUUGGAGAGGCCGUGUCCGGGGCUCUGAAGGAGUUUCUGACUGUGAAGAAGCAGAUUUUUCACAACACAGUGACACGUUUCGCUGCUGAUCUGGCUGAAGAGCUGGUGUUUGAAGGCAUAAUGGAAGUAUGUCAGUUCUCCCACCCUUCAACUCCUCUCACACCCAGUGAUUGGUCUUUUGGCCACGCACAAGAAGAAGAAGAAGAAGAGGAGGAGGUGGUUUCUUCCUAUGCUUCUGAUUUGUCUGAGUCAGUAAUCCAGGAAGCCUUCAUUGAACUUUCUCAGGCUGAUGUGGCCUUCACAAGUCAAGCGGCUAUCAGUGUGUCCCUGGACAACAUCUGUUAUGUCAGUGCAGAGAAUACCAGUACUCGUACCUGCAGUACUUUUGCUAACCAGCAGGUUUUAAGUUCUAGCUCCACUGCAGCUUCGCCUGGGACCUCAGGAGAGGAUGCUGCCUGCACUGUGAAGAAAGCCCUUUUCACUGUAUCUGGCAUGGCCAGCUGUAUCCCCGUUCCCCAGGCAGGCCAAGCCCUCUCCCACCUCCAGGAUUCAGAGGAGACCUCUCAACAAAAGUCUAGCUUGUCAAACACCCCACAGUCCAGCCCCAAACGAGUAGCUGUAUUGUCCUGUGACACCGCCACAUCUGUACCAACUCACCUUUACAGUCAUGGAACCCAGACCUCCACAAAUGUAGGUGACCCCUCCCAAGGAAAGUCUCCUUUCCAAAACUUCUCUGGCAACAUGGUGGAUAUGAUCGUAACUGAGGCGUGUGAGCUGAUAACUGCCUCUAAGAUGAAGAAGAGUUUUGGUGACUGUGCUGAUUUCCUCACCAAGACAAUGGGAAGUCGAAGGGACUCUUCCUCAAAGCUAGAGACUCCAGAUUCCCCUUCCAAACUGGGAGCUGGUAGGGAGAGCUUCAGAUAUGAUGGCAGAGAUUCUGGGUGCGUUCGGCAGGGCGGGUCUAUUGAGCAAGAAGCAGAGCUUCCUCCAGUUUCCUCUCAGGGGAGAGUCCGCUGUGAUGGCAGGAUCAGAGGUGUGGCUGAAACAUAUCCUGCGGUGAUGCAUACUCUGGAUGUGCCGGGUACAGAGAUGGGCGGACAGAGGAGGAUAUCCGCUCCUGUGGAUGAGUUGGCUCCAAGCUCCGGCCAAAAAUCUGGCGGGACUCCUGGCACUCCUCCGUCCACCCCUCAGCAGCCCAAUGAGGUGUCCAAGGAGAAGCAGAUAAAACAGUUCUCCAAGAAGCUGAAAAGUAAACUGGCGAAAGAGUUUUCUCCUGCGACGCCACCUCCAACCCCUCACUAUCAGCCUGAGCCCGGCCCUGGGCCCAAAGACACCAUCCCAGAGGCGGACAAGGCGGAAUUUAUGCUGAAACUGAUGAGGUCUCUUUCUGAGGAGGCAGAUGGCAAUGAAGAUGAAGAAGAGGAGGAAGCAGCAGAGGAAGUCGGUGUUGGUGGCACGAACAGAUGUUUAGAGGCAGGCAGCGGUCGGCAGGUGUCCUCUCGCAGAGUGUCCAACAAAGAAGCUCUCCAUUACGCUGAGCGACUGGCGUGCCACAUAGUCUCCAUGGCUACUGAGAUGGACACUCUGGGAGUGACGGAGGAGGAAGAGGAGGUGAAGAAAGGCAGUGAGAGCCGAAGAGACAGUGUGGCUCAGUUCUCAGAGCAGACCCUGAACACUUUGUGGGUGUACGCCGGGGAGGUGGCCGGAGAGGUGAUCAAUGAUGUGAAGAGGAUGGUGAGCUCUGGUCAGCAGUGUCCUUACCACAGAGCUGUCAGGAGGAGAAGCCUGGAGAGAACCAGCUCUGAAUGUUUGCAUCAGCACCACCGACACCAGUCUCAGCCCAGUACAGACCAGAGCAAAGACUGGAGGUUAGGGAGGCUGGCUGAGCAGUGGUCCAGUGACCUGAUCGCAUCAGUGUCCCGAUCUCCGCCCUCCACUUCUAUAUCCAGCUCCAGCUCCGGUCUGUCCUCUGAGUACCCCAGCUGUGAGAGUGUGACCGAUGAAUAUGCCGGCUACCUCAUCAGAGUGCUGAAAAAGGAAGGAGGCAGCAGGGAGUUAGUCCUGGACCAGUAUGCGAGCCGUUUGGCGUAUCGCUCUAUAAAACUCGGCUUGGCUCAUGCCAGUCGUAAGAUCAAGCAAAGAUCCUCGAGCACUCGACUCCAAUCCUCUAAGUCACUGCCGGAUGAGUGGAAAACUUCUGUUAGUGAGGCCUCAACGCCCAGAGACAGAGCAGAGCCACCCGAGGAGGCUCAGUGCUGCUGCAGGGACUCUGAGGAGCAGAAUAGGAGGGAGUACAUGGAUCUGGUCAACUUUGCAGAAUCUUUGGCUUACAACAUCACCUGCGACGUUACACACAAACUACAUGUUUCCUCUGUGCGACUGCCAAAGUCUCUCACCGACUCCUGUCUUUAUAAGAAGUCCAAACUCGAAGAUAUGACGGAGAAUCUCAUCAGAAACUCCUUCUCCUGCCCCCUGUUGUCUAAGGAGGGUAAGAGCAGACACUACCACAGCACAGGAAGUCUGUACGACGGUGGCUACAGCAGCAGGGUGAUGCAGGUCAUCGAGCACUACGCCAGAAGGAUAGUGGACGACACACUGAAGAUGAGCCUGGCGUCGGUUGGACAUCCAUCCAGGGAUCACCAGAGAACCCAAGGCCAUGACAAACACUACCACGCCCAGAGGCUGUCUGAUGGCCAUGGGCUGGUGCGGGCGCUCGGGGAAAGGGCGUGCCGGUAUUGUCAGGUCCAGGAGUGUCCGUUCUACACCAAACUGAGCCGGCACCACUACCACCCAGUGUUACAGAGGAGUAAAAGGGGUGCCGAGUGUCAGACGAGGGCUGAGCGACUCUCUGGUCUGGAGAUUCCCAAGAUCCACAUCGACCUGGACCACAGGGCGGCGUUUGCAGAGGAGAUGGUAACCAUGGCGAUGGAGACAGCGAAACGAGAGCUGAGUAACACCAGCCUUAAUGCCGACAGCGGCAUCGGCCAUGACGGCACCAGCUACGCUGAGAGUCUGACUGCUGAGAUCAUGACGUCAGCGCUGUCCAACAUCUGCCAGGCUGCUGUAAGUUCUCCGGGUCGAGAAGCCACUGAGUCCACUGUGUCCCAGCAGCUGAGUGUCGGAGACGACAGUCUGGGCAGCUGGUCCAACCUGAGUUUUGAAGAUGAGCAUCUAGAUGACAACAGCAGCUUCCUCCACCUCAGUGACAGCAGCAAUGGGAACAGCAGCAGCUGGAGCAGUCUGGGCCUGGAGGGGGAGGCGGGUGAGGAGCGCAUGUCAUUCUCCCCCUCUGACAGUGACAACACAGAGGACAAGGAGACUGAGGUCAAAGAGGAAUCCAGCGGGACGCUCUGUGUGGACCGGACUCAGACUCAGUCUCCCAGGUCGGCGCUGGUCGUGAUGAACUCGGACAUCAGGGAUCCCAGACGUGGCCCCCAGCAGGACCCCCAGCUCAGGAGCCUGCUGCAGUGGGCGGCAGCCUCCAUAGCGGACAUCCCCCACAUCCAGCUGAGCCUGGACCGAGAGCUGCAGCAGCUCCCAGCGGUGGUCCAGAGGCUUCGAGAGAGGAGGUGGAGGGUUGGAGAGCUGCUGCACACGCUGCUGCGCUACUGCGAGGAGAGCCAGACACACAGCCAGCCUCAGCCCAGGGAGGAGACACCGCAGGCGGGCAGAGAACCUCACCACAUCCCCCUCUUCCAGUGGCUCCUGGAGCACGCCUAGGGCCUCUCCUCUUUUCUGUUUCCCGCCUCUCCUCUCUUCAGUACCACACAGGGCUUUGCUAUCUCCACGGCCCCUAGAGGGCGCCACACAAAUCAGCUCAUGAAUGUGGGUGGCGUGUGUUCUGCAUUGCAUGCUGUGACCAACAAGUACUUCUGUUGUAUCUUAUUUUUCUUUCCACCUUUUGUUUUGUUGUUGCACUUUUCCUCACUGAUCGGGCUGCAUAUAUCACACGUGUUGAUUUAGUGAGCUGUGUCCUGCGCCCGCCUACACUUGUCAGUCAAAAGGCCUCACACCUUGCUCCCGCUGUGCUUGAGCUAGAGAAAGAAAAGAAGAGAGAGAGACCCAGCCCUUGUGUUUCCAGACAGAAGUGCAGCGAGUUGAGAGAAUGUGUUUUCUGUUAGGGAAUCCCCACAGCUGCUGGGCGGAUGAUGUCAUCACACCCACAGCUCACCUCUGUGGUGGCGUUCCCACAUGUUCUGAGACCAACACGCACAUCACACCACACCCUUCCAUUGUGUUAUCACAUCCAGUCCAAGAUACACCGAUACAGUAAUUCCCCCCCAGUGUAUUCCAUUACUGUAUCAGUCCACUCAGAGUUACUGUGCUUCAGUCAGGGUUUUCUCUCGAGCACUAAAUGCUGGUACAAUGACAUUUGAUCAGUAUGCUGACAUACAGUGAGUACACCCUUGUGCAGUAUCACUUAAAUGUGUCAUGACUCUACCUUGUAAUUGCAACACUUCAAAGCUGAACAGUACGACUUUUUCUCCUAUGAAACAGGCCUCACAGUAGAAACUCAAUGCAGCCAAAGUCCUCAGCAUGGAGGAUACUGGAGAUGUUCUGCCAUUUAUUAGAGACUAUUUCUGAAACAGUUUUUGCUGGAGGGUUUGAGUUGCUCCACCUUUCUUUUGAAAAUACCACAAAGGUGUUGUAUUGGAUUCUAGUGAGAUCAUAGUGUUUACUUUUUCCUUUUUUAGAAACUAAUUUGAUUUGUGUUUUGGUCGUUGUCAUGGUGGAAUAUUUUACUGCCAGUCUUCUGCAGUCAUCUCUUGUCAGUCAGUAUUUUGGUUAUCCAGAGAUAUUGUUCAUGCUUCAUCUAUAAAUGUCAUACCCACAGCACCUUUUACACUCCUGCAGCCUCAUAUCAUCUCACUCCCACCUGUGUGCUGCACUGUAAGGACUAUGCAUUCUCUCUGGUCGUCUUGGCCAAAUUCACACCAAACAUGAAGGCCACCAUCUGAGCCCGACCAGUUUACCUUGGUCUUAUCUGACCAAAGAAUGUGCUCCCAUUGUUGUUUAGACUUCUUCAUGUGUUCUUUAGAAAAGUUCUAUCUUGCGGUUUAGUGCCAGACAGCAAGCAAGGGUGUUUUUUUUGGAAACUCUGCAUAGAGUCACAUUGUGAACUGUCCUUCACACUGUCUGAACUCCACUGAUAAGGUCCUUGCCAUACCAGAAGAAGCUGCUGUCUGUUUUUCAAAGCUAGACUGUGAAAGUAGUUCACUGCCUUUGGGAUAAUUUCAGGAGGACAACCACAGGAGUCAUGAUUAGUGCUACUAUGGCUCCUUCUGUACCUCUUGAUUACUGCUGCAGCUGUGUUUCCAGUGAUUUGUGAUCUUCCUGGAUCACUUUUCCAUCUUUGUGAAGUUUCACAAUCAGGUUUUUUCACUUCCUCUGGCUGUUAUUUUCCACGUGCAUUGGUCCAAAACUGAGAAAAUUCACUUCAUUUUAGAGUCAUGUUUAUGCAGUUCGGCUGAUUGCAUAUCACAGGUGGACUCUACGUUGUUUUAGUGAUCAGUGUUUUUACUUUGGCUGCACUGAGUUUCUACUUCAGGGCCUGAAUUUUCAAUGUAUUUUUUCUGAAGUGUUUGGUUUUGGUUGUUCUUUAGAUCAACCAUUCCAUUAUCAGGAGGUGAUUCAAUGUUUGAAUAAUGUCAUACAGAGGUCACUUUGUUGAAGUUUUAAACCCAUAUCUUUAGUCAUUUUGCGUUGAGGAUCCAAUGGGCUGCAGAAUGAUAAAAACAAAGCAUGUGGUGAUGAUGAUGAAGUUACCUCUUGAGAGUAUUCCUGUUUUAUCUAAUACUGUAACACUGCUUGCCUAGCAACAAUCUCCUCUGUUGUCAAACUUAGUAAAAUAUUUAGAGUGGAUUAUGUUUACUAGGGCGGUCGGUAUUUUGAGGGAAAAAAAGUCUAUUUUUUUGAAGUUAGAGUAUCUAAUUGAACAUGAAAUGCUGCUCAAAGUGUCGAAAGAAACCGUGUUAUUGGCUCAAUGCUGCCAAACGUAGCUCAUAGGGUGACUGUGCUCCCUCUGGCUGGCCUGCAGUCGGUAGCAGCGCUAUGAUGCACCGGUCAUCUGUCUCGGUGGCCUCGGUGGAAGAUCCAGUGACGCAGAUAGCGGAUCAUUUAGUAAUUAAAGACACCGGUCCGGUCUGCACCUCCGAAACCACAGACUAGCAGCAUCUGCAUAGCUCAGGCCUGGACUCACACAUCCACUCGCCCACGCUCCACAGUCACCUUGUGGAAUCAAGGAGUCUGAAUACCACAGCUUCCGCUCAGUAACCCCCCCGAAGUCUCCAACACACCCUCAUUACUCACCAGCCUCCUUUGUGUACACGCACAGCACUACCAGCCACUUGCUGAGAUGCCACUUUUUUUUCUUAUGUUUUGGAUUCAGCCGAGGAGAGUCUGGGCAUUUCCACGUCUCUGGGCCAGCUUGGACGCUCCACUCUCCCUAAAGUCCUUCCCCCAAAAAUUCCUGGGAGACAUUUGUGUUUAUUUAUUGCCUUUUUUUCUUUACAAUAUGAGGGACCGAAGGAUGACGUGAUGCCGCGAGGUCCUGCAAUUUUAAAAAAGAAAACACACUGUAAUAUACCACGACCUCACAUCUAUUAUUGUAAACUAAGUGUUGUUGGUUGGUGUUUUCGCCUGCAUGGCUCAAUCUGACUUUUGAAGCAUUAUUCUUCUUCUUCUUCAUGUGCCGGCUGACACUAAUUGAGCCGCAGUAACGCUACAGGCCUCUGCAGAUGCCUUUUGUUUGUUGACGCUUAACCUCUAGGCUGCCAAAUGGUCAUAUAAUCUUUAAAGGUCUUUGUCCUGUAUGAUUUGUUUACAUGCGAAAAAUGAAUAUCUAUGAAGAAAAAUCCGACCCGUUAUUAUGAAGCAAUGAAGUCAAGGCGAAGUAUUAACCUGAGAGAGCGCUCAUAUCUCGGUUUACAUUAAAGGAAUGUAUUGACGGACAGAAGCGCAUCACAGUGUACAAACUCUCCCGGUGUGAAUGUCUAGUUGUUCCCUAUAGGACUUUCCCAGGUUUUUUCCAGCACCCCGCCCGGCCCCACCGUUUUUUCUUCUAUUUUCUUUAUCUACUUUGCAUUCCUGCGCAUCCCACACCGACUUUAUAGCGCUAUAUCGUUGUGUUUGUGAAAGCUGAAUGUGAAACCUGCCAAGACUCCAUUUUAGAAGCAGAUACUGUAAAUCAGUUUGGUUUUUUUUGCUACUGUCGUUCCCAGUGUUACUUUCUGCCUCUCAGACAGAACAUUUAAAAAGAAAAAAACAAAAAAAAUAAGGUAAAAAAAGAGAUGCCGCCUCUCCUGUAUUAUUCCUGCUUCCUUGUAAAAUCCUGCCAAAUACAGAUAUUUAAUAAAUUAUAAUAUAAGUUAUAUAACAGUGAGUUCACUACUUGUUCUCCCUCGUGGCAUUGCUGAAUAGUUUACACAUUCUAAGCUUGAAGUCAGAAACUCAGUUUGUUUAUGUCAAAGCUUGGUGUGACAAUAAAGCUUUUUCAUGUGCGCUAA
Messenger RNA from Acanthochromis polyacanthus (spiny chromis), 9706 nucleotides. RefSeq names its product A kinase (PRKA) anchor protein 11 (gene akap11). The transcript is spliced from 12 exons. The coding region runs from base 288 to 5921 and encodes 1877 amino acids. Gene Ontology annotation, biological process: intracellular protein localization. Gene Ontology annotation, cellular component: cytoplasm. Lineage: Eukaryota; Metazoa; Chordata; Actinopteri; Pomacentridae. Gene Ontology annotation, molecular function: protein kinase A binding. The record is from RefSeq and is a predicted model, not a curated record.